AUGUUGGAAUACAAUGAAAAAUGUGAUGAUAGCUCUGACAAUUCCAUCGGAAACGAUUCUGAAUAUACGCAAGCACCGACCAUGAAACCGGUUUUCAUAAAGAGUGCUUGUCAGCCAAGUGAACCAGUAGAAUCAGAUUUGGAUAUAGAAAAAGGAAUGAAAACUCUAGCAUUGCUAACACAACGCAGUGAAGAACUGCAAAGAAUGGCUGAAGUUAUUGGAUUAGCAAAGAAGGAAAUCCGUGGACAAAUAGAACAGAAUAUGCAAAUGAUAAAUCAAGCUCUCUAUAAGAGGCGUGAAUAUUUGUUAAAUGAACUUGAUUUAUUAAUUGGUGCUCGAUGUGAUGCCAUUGGAAAAAUGCAAUUCGAGUUUGAAUCGCUUAUACAAAGGCUAGGCUCCCUCAUAGAGAUAUACAGAAGGCAACAAAACGAAAGAAAUUUAGAAUUCAAUGGAGAAAAACCAAUUCAAGGUACAGCAAGGGGAAAAAAAAUGUGCGCUGCCGAACUUGAAAGACUAAUUGAAGGGUUUGUUCCACUACAUCCUGCGGAAACUGAUACUCUUUCUUUUUUUCCAACUGAAUUGGAUCAACUUCUUGGUAUAAUUAAAAGGUUCGGAUCAAUCGGCCUUACGAGUAUUUCAGUCGAGCAUUCAACCUUAGAAGAACCAAAAGAUCUAACAGGUUCAUUUGUUCAAAGAUGCAGCACGAAAGAAACAGUAAAAAUUCCAGUAAUACUUCAUGAUUCUAUGGGACGAAAAAUACAAAAUCCCGAUGAAGCUGGGAUAUCAGCUAGUCUUACGUUACGCAUUGAACAUCCUUAUAAUAUUAAAAUGAGCUCUGAACUAGAAGAAAUAAAAAAUCCAUUUAAUUCUGAAGCUAAAUUAAAUGAAAAUCAAGAUAGAAGGUUAAAUGUUGUGUAUAGGAUAAACUACCCUGGAAUCUACGACUUAAAUGUUAAAGUUUUUGGAGAAGAUAUUAAAGGCUCUCCCUAUACAGUAUUAGCUAAAUCCACUUUAGGCCCUAACGCCAUCGAGUGGAUGGAAUGUAUGACUCACUUAAGUAGAAGCCAAAAUCGAAGACGAGUCAAACACAAGUUUAGAAAAGGCUACGUAUCAAGUCCAACACCCCACCAAAGUCCAGAAAGGCCACCAGCUCUAGCUGAUCAAGAUAUGGGAGAUAAAGGAGAUUUUUUAUUUUCUUGUGGAACCAAAGGAAGAUUAGAUGGAGAAUUUGCCAAUCCACAGGGAAUAUGCUUUACAAGGAACUCAAAAAUUGUCGUGGUCGAUAGUAACAACUCAAACAUACAAGUUAGUGUUGCCCUUAUUAAUAGAGUAUUAUUUUAA
Molecule: messenger RNA, 1341 nt
Organism: Protopolystoma xenopodis
Lineage: Eukaryota; Metazoa; Platyhelminthes; Monogenea; Polystomatidea; Polystomatidae
Source: the annotation of a GenBank genome assembly